GAAGGGGAAUAGCAUAUCUUGUGGCAGAACAUUGCUUUCCUUGUCAUUCAUACUGUAGCUUUUGACUAAGAGGUGGAGCCUCUGCCUCCUUCCAACCUUCUCAUUGGCUGGCUGCAGCAGGCCAAAACUUUCUCCUAGGUUUUUAUCGAGAUGCAAGGUAAUCUUUGUAAGAAUUGCUGCUCUGUGAGUUUCCUAGCAGAAGGAGGUGGCGGUACAUAAUCUCUAAGCAGUUAAGAAAUGUUACAGGAAGGAAUGCAAAAAAGGAGAAGGGAAGGAAACACUCUUUGAAUGCUCUGAAUUUUGUUUAGUAGUUUAAUUUGUGUCUAAGUGGGCUACUAAUUCCUCAGCUGGGAUAUACCUUGAAAGUGGGCAACUACAAGAAGGACGUGAGGUUAAAGGCCAUAUAUCAGUACUUUUCUAUGUGUAAUUUAUAUCCUUAAAAACAUGAUGGGAAGAGGGAAAACAGUCAGGAAUGUGGAGUCAGCCUGGCGAUUUCUUUGAUUGUGACCAAGCAAAAGAACAUUAUGUUCCUCAGAUACCAACAGUGUCAAGAAGAUGUGCUAGUCAGCCCGACAUAAAUGGUGUAGACACUUCAAUGUAUAUGAUAAGGCUUCCUUCAAGGACAGAAAAGAAACAAGCACUGAACUCCUUAAGUGGAAAGAAAGAAACCAUUGGUUCGGAACUGGAAGAGCCUAUUCGGGAAUAUCCAUUGGGAUACCAAGAAAUUAACAGCAGGUGGAGCAGAAUGACCGUGGUGAAGGAGUUACUCCGGGCCAGAAACCUGCUUCUGGUUAUCCUAAUUCCACUCUUGAUGCUUCCUCUGCCAUUGUUGUAUCCAACUAGCGAAGCAUCAUGUGCAUAUGUGCUGCUUGUGACGGCGGUGUACUGGGUUUCAGAGGCAGUACCACUUGGGGCCGCAGCUCUCGUUCCUGCUUUUCUCUACCCACUGUUAGGAGUAAUGAAGUCCAGUGAGGUGGCUGGGGAAUACAUAAAGAACACCACCUUGCUCCUCAUAGGGGUAAUUUGUGUAGCAGCCUCGGUCGAAAAGUGGAACCUUCACAAACGAAUUGCCUUGCGCAUGGUGAUGAUGGCAGGAGCAAAACCUGGCAUGCUCCUCGUUUGCUUUAUGUGCUGCACCACUAUUCUAUCCAUGUGGCUUUCCAACACAUCCACCACGGCCAUGGUGAUGCCCAUUGUAGAAGCAGUGUUACAGGAACUUGUGAAUGCUGAGGAGGAUCGGGAGGCAAACGGUACUGCAGGCAGCACCAUCCUGGAAGAGAAAGAGACAAUAGGUCUCAAUGACAAACAUGGACAAGCAUCACUGGAGCUCAUUUUCAUCAACGAGGAUGCCACAACUGCUGACUUCAGUUCUCUGAUGCAUUCCAAGAAUAUGAAUGGCGUGCACAUGAUAGCCAACAAAAUUGGGACUGUGACCUCCAAAACCAAUGGACAACAUCGGACCCAGGCGCAGAUACUUGUCCUACCACCUCAAACUCAGAAUUUGGACCUAAGCAGUAAACACCAGUAUCCAUCCAAACAUGAUCAUAUGGUCUGCAAGUGCCUGUCACUGAGCAUCUCCUAUGCAGCAACCAUUGGAGGGCUCACAACCAUCAUAGGAACUUCCACGAACCUCAUUUUCCUGGAGUAUUUCAACAAUCAUUAUCCCAAUGCUGAUGUGGUGAAUUUUGGAACCUGGUUCUUAUUCAGCUUACCCAUCUCCCUCAUUAUGUUGGUGUUGACCUGGUUCUGGAUGCAUUGGCUUUUUCUAGGUUGCAAUUUUAAAGAGACUUGUUCAAUCAGCAAAAAGAAGAAGACCAAACGAGAAGAGCUGUCCGAGAAAAGAAUCCAAGAGGAAUACGAGAAACUGGGAAAUAUUAGUUAUCCUGAAAUGGUGACAGCAUUCUUUUUCAUCUUGAUGACUUUGCUUUGGUUUACAAGAGAACCCGGAUUUGUACCAGGCUGGUCAUCUUUCUUUGAAAAGAAAGGCUACCGGACUGAUGCUACAGUCUCUGUUUUCCUUGGCUUUCUCCUCUUCCUGAUUCCAGCAAGAAAGCCAAGCUUUGGAAAGAAGGCCAAAGGAGACGUUGCUGAUUCUGGAGACAUUAACCCAGGAGAGCCAAUCAUCACCUGGAAAGACUUUGAGAAAACAAUGCCAUGGGAAAUUGUAGUUCUGGUGGGAGGUGGUUAUGCUUUAGCAGCUGGAUGCAAGACCUCAGGCCUCUCCACAUGGAUUGGCCGCCAAAUGUUGUCCUUGAGUAGCCUUCCCUCUUGGGCGGUUAGCCUGCUGGCUUGCCUCUUGGUAUCUACAGUCACAGAGUUUGUUAGCAACCCAGCCACCAUAACAAUCUUCUUGCCUAUUUUAUGCAGUAUGUCUGAAACUCUGCAAAUCAACCCCCUGUACACCCUGAUUCCAGUCACUAUGUGCAUCUCUUUUGCAGUGAUGCUACCAGUGGGUAAUCCCCCAAAUGCCAUUGUCUUCAAUUAUGGACACUGUCGGAUUAAAGAUAUGAUCAAAGCCGGCUUUGGAGUCAAUCUUAUUGGUCUAAUAGUUGUGACAUUGGCAAUCAAUACUUGGGGAAUUAGACUCUUCCAGCUGAAUAUGUUUCCCGAAUGGGCAAUAACUGGCAACAACACUGGACCAUUGUAGGCAGAACUAAACCCCAGAAAACCAAAAAUGCAUUUGCACAUAUGUUAAGAAAGUAAGAGAACCGAGUAUAUAUUGUUCCAGUAACUAGAAAUAACUCUGAUCUAAAGGUCUAUCAAGGAUCACCAUCUCUCCACCAUUUCAUGUUCUCCUUAUUUUUCAGGACUGCAAUGGAACAGGUUUGCUUCAGGUUUUCCCAGGGUUUACCCAUUACUUAUACAAAAAAAAAAUCUUUCACCAUAAAAUAUUUAACUAGUCCUUUUUUUCUUGAUAUGUAAUUCAUAGUAGCCAUAUCUUACAUUUAAAAACUGGUUUUCAAGACUACUUCUGUAUGUGUGUGAGAGAGCGUGUGUGUAUAUAUAUUGGUCACAAUGUAGAAAAUUGUAUAUUAUUAGCUACUUAAUAAGAAGGAACCACUUGAUCAGUUGUAUUCUAGGGAAAGUGGACAGGGCCAAAGACAUGGGGAGGAGGAGGUCAAGAUAAAUCUGGUCAGCUGUUCAGAUAUGAUCCCAUCCCCUAUAUAAAAUUAUAUGAGUCAUGAGACAUUUCUAUUUUAAUUCUGGAAUUUUCUAAAACUCUCAUAUCUGCAGAAAUCAAAUCUGUGGUUUCACCCAGGGAAAAAUGGUCUCUCUGGGGAAUUUUUUUAGGUGGACCAGGUAAUUCUAUGGUGUGCUUGUUCCUGAAGUUAUAAUCAAGUUGCACUGGAAAAGCUAGAAUAUUCUGAGAUAUUUAAUCUCUAGGAAUAUCUAGAUCCUUCAACACAUCCUUCUUUGUGGUAUGCAGAAACCAAAAGUGAGUUAAAUUAAUGGUUUUCUGUCAUAUCUGUGGUUUCACAUAACUGUGGUACAGCUAGGAAUGUGUCCCUCAUGGAUACAGGAGUAUUACUGUAUUUCUGAAAUCAUACCCUGGCAUUUCUGGGCUUCCUAUCAUGGCCAGAAAUAACCCCCUUCUUUCCAAUUUUUGUAAGUGAAAAAUUUGUAUCUUUGUAUUUGAUCCUAAUAAAGAUAUUAUCCAGGUCAUUUUUAACCUUUUAAAAAAAAAACCUCACAAAAACCUUCACUCUGCCAAAUCAUAGAGCUUGACCUGAUUAUCUGAACGAAUGAAACUAGAUGCUAGUGAUAUCCUUCUAGUGACUGCUGUCAUUGCUAAAUGCCUUAAAGUUGACUUUGACUUAUGGUGACCUCACAAUGAGACCUCCAAAUCAAUCUAUCAUUACAACCAAAAAUCCAACAAAUGCCUGUGUAUGACCCUGAUAAUAUAUAAGCAUUUGAAGUCCCUACUGCACCUUAUGUGGGCUUAAGGGUAUUCAUGAAUCUAUCACAGAUGUGCAUUGUAGAAUACAUCGUUUCUACUUGGCAGUGUUCCUGCCAUCACAGAAAUAGAUACUCUCCAGGUAAAGACACUGGCAGGAGACACAUUGCGUUUUCUGCUUGAAAGAUCUAAUGAAGGGCACUCUCCAGAAACAAAUUAAUAGUCUCGUAAAAAACAGAACAUGGGUGGCAAAUCCCACAAUCUUAAUGGCCAUGCUUCUUAGGGGAUUCUGAAUAUUUUGAUCUAGAAAGAUAAUGUUGCAAACUCUAACAGAGACAGCAUCUACAUCUGGACUCUGCAUCUACUAAAUAUUAAGCUUAAGUACAUGCCUUUCAUAUCAGACACGUAAUUUGAAUAGCUGGCAUAGCCUGUAAAUACUGGAUUUGUACAGGAAAAAUAAUAAAUGCUGUGUUUAACUACA
This is a messenger RNA of Anolis carolinensis (green anole), 4376 nucleotides long. RefSeq names its product solute carrier family 13 member 4 (gene slc13a4). Bases 473 to 2647 code for a protein of 724 amino acids. Gene Ontology annotation, cellular component: membrane. Gene Ontology annotation, molecular function: transmembrane transporter activity. The transcript is spliced from 16 exons. Lineage: Eukaryota; Metazoa; Chordata; Lepidosauria; Squamata; Anolidae. The record is from RefSeq and is a predicted model, not a curated record. Gene Ontology annotation, biological process: transmembrane transport.